CCCAGCACAGGAGUCUGAAGGGCAAGACUGAGGCUGGAAAGAAAAACCGUUCUGGGGCUGGACGUGGCGACUGCUCUAGGGCACGACUCUCACUGGACCUGCCUGACGCUCCCCAGAAAUGACCACUUGCGUGUCAAAGCCCGGCCGUGCCCCGUGCUUGCCCUGCGGGGGAGACAGGUAGCGUGGGACAGCCUGCCGAGAGGACCUCCCUGAGCCUCUCAUCUCCCGGCUGAAGCCCCUGUUCUCGUAGCGCUGGCUGCGUGCACCCCCUCCCCCGCCCCGGGCAGUCUGGACCCGCAUCCCGGCGUGAGGAAGCCAGAAAACCAGCGGCCGGGUGAGUGGGUAGCGUUCAGAGGGGCAUCUGUGUCUUUGUGGGGACUCCCGGGGCCACGGACACCAGUCCUCUGUCCACCAUGGACAACGGGUCGUGCUGCCUCAUCGAGGGGGACCCCAUCUCUAAAGUGAUGCCCCCGCUGCUGAUCCUGGCCUUCGUGCUUGGCGCGCUGGGCAACGGCAUCGCCCUGUGUGGUUUCUGCUUUCACAUGAAGACCUGGAAGCCGAGCACUAUUUACCUUUUUAACCUGGCCGUGGCCGACUUCCUUCUCAUGAUCUGCCUGCCCUUCCGGACGGACUACUACUGGAGACACAGGCAAUGGGCUUUCGAGGACAUUCCCUGUCGGGUGGCCCUCUUCAUGCUGGCCAUGAACAGGGCGGGGAGCAUCACCUUCCUCACGGUGGUGGCGGUGGACCGGUACUUCAAAGUGGUGCACCCCCACCACAUGGUGAACACCAUCUCCAACCGGACCGCGGCCGGCAUCGUCUGCGCCCUUUGGACCAUGGUCAUCCUGGGGACUCUCUAUCUUUUGAUGGAGAGCCAUCUGUGUGUGCAUGAGAAGACCAUAUCUUGCGAGAGCUUCAUCAUGGAGUCGGCCAACGGCUGGCACGACAUCAUGUUCCAGCUGGAGUUCUUCCUGCCCCUCGGCAUCAUCCUGUUUUGCUCCUUCAGGAUUGUUUGGAGCCUGAAGCAGAGACGGCAGCUGGCCAGGCAGACUCGGAUGAAGAAGGCUACCCGGUUCAUCCUGGUGGUGGCCGUCGUGUUCAUCACAUGCUACCUGCCCAGUGUGUCGGCCAGGCUCUACUUCCUCUGGACAGUGCCCUCGAGCGCCUGUGACCCCUCCGUCCACGUAGCCCUCCACGUCACCCUCAGCUUCACCUACAUGAACAGCAUGCUGGACCCCCUGGUGUAUUAUUUUUCGAGUCCCUCGUUUCCCAAAUUCUACACCAAGCUCAAAAUCCGCAGUUUGAGACCUAAGAGUCCAGGAUGCUCCAAGACCCAGAGGCAGGAAGAGAUGCCAAUUUCAAACCUCUGUCGCAAGAGUUGUGUCAGCAUGGCAAACAGCUUCCAGAGCCGAUCCGACGUGCAGUAGGCUCUCCAAGUGUGUGGAAUGGCACUGAAACAGGCAGACAGACAAAACCAGGCAGGACAGACUGACGACUUAGAAAUAGUUCGUGCCAAGGGGCCAGAGGCUUUGAAAAUGCCGCCCUUUCUCAGCUCUCUCCUCCUCACUCUGUCUGGAAACGGAAUGCAGGUUACUAUGCCUUUUUGGACGGUUCCAGCUGAGAAGUGAGUCAGUUGCCUUUCUAUGACCCGAUUACAAUGACGGGACAAGACGUGCAUGAAGUGGGGCUUGUGUGUAUUGGGUGGGGUGAUGGGAAGAGCUCGGCUACCGUGUACUUUUAAGCGGCUGAGUAAAUAGGCAUCAGUGGGUAAACUUGUCAUGUUCUGUCUCUGGGGGAGUCGGUGAACUUAAUGACUUAGCAGUAUUUCCUAUCCUCUGACCUUAAGUCGUUACUUGUUUUAGAAAGCAGACACCGGAGUAAGUCAAUAGCUUUAUUUCAGGCUGAGUGAGGCUCUGUAGAGGGGAUGUCUUGACCUUCAUGACUGUCAUCUUCUCAGGACCCCUCGGGUGCGGUUCUGAUAUCUCAGUAGCCCAAAAAUAACAGUAGCAAAACAAUCUGCUCUGACCUUCUCAGAGCUCCACAUUUUUCUGCAAGUCUUUGCAUUUUCAAAGAAGGUGCUGGGGGCUGUGUUUACCUGCCCGGGAGUUUUCCAGUGGGAGCUGAGGGCUUGGAAAAAAUCCUGUUGGCCUUUGGGAAGCGCUGACUCUAGCGGGAUUGCUCUUGACCACUUGUUAUGUGACUAUGAGUUGAGGUUAUUUAUUCAUUCAUUCUCCAAGUAGGUACUGAAGGCAUAUUCCAUGCUGGGCACUGUGCUAGUAUCCCUUUUCCCUGGAGGGUCCUUAGUCAAUUCCUGUGUGACAGCAAAGUAUUUGGGGGUAGGGCAAACAGAAAGGUUAGCACUCUCACCCUCUCAGUGAAUAUAGUUUCUAGACCUGUUCAUGGCAAACAUCGCUAUAUUCCUCCUGUUUCAGGCUUCUGUACAAACGUCAAAGGGUGGAAAGGGUAAUGUCCUUGGCGUGCAUGAAUUUCCCACACAUGUACCUGGGGCCCUCAAAACUAGAUGAUUCUGUGGAAUGAGAGGCUGCCUCUGCCCUGUAUUAGGGGGGAGGAGUCCAAGCCAACCUUAGGUCUGUUCUCAAACCAUUCUUGGCUCUUUUGUUUACACUUUCUCAAAUUUCCAGGGUACUCUCUGCACCAGAUGACCUUACCAGCUUUUAGUUCUUUGGGCCUCGAAACACUCCUAUUGGCUGUUUUUUUAAUUUCCUUUUGCAGAGGCUCCACCCAGCCCGGGGAUGAAAAGUAUGGGCUCUGGAAGGUCCAACGAACCUAAAUUUGAAUCCCAACUAGCCCACCUAUUGGGUGUGUGAUCUGGGGGUGGAUUUUAUUUCAACAAUCAGCUUCCGUUUCCUCAUAUGUCAAACAGGAGGAACAAUGAUGUGGAUUUCGAGAGGUUGGUGGGCAGAUCCCACGAAACGUAAGCUCCCCAAGCAGAGGGAUUCUGUUCACGGUUACAUCCUCUCCAGGGCCUAGAAGAGUGCCUGCACAUAGUAGGUGCUCAAUAAAUAUUUGAAUGAAUAAACGAGGGUAGGCAAGCAUGAAGCACUGUGUCUGGCGGGAAGGACUCAAUAUUAUGACAUCUGGCAGGAUGCAGUUUGCACAAAGAUGCUGAGGCCUGGAAGCCAUUGCCCUCGGGGUUCAGAGUCGCCAGAGUAGCUGCUCUAUGAUCACUACCUGAAUCUCCCCGCUACCCAGCUGCCUGGGGAACCUAUAUCCUCUUGAAAGAAAUCUGUGGAAGCCCACACUUCUGCUUUGGAUUCUAUCCCUGCUCCUAAUUCUUUCCUGGACUGU
Ailuropoda melanoleuca (giant panda) is the source of this 3309-nucleotide messenger RNA. It is a transcript of the gene HCAR1, whose product is annotated as hydroxycarboxylic acid receptor 1. The transcript has a single exon. The record is from RefSeq and is a predicted model, not a curated record. Gene Ontology annotation, molecular function: G protein-coupled receptor activity. Bases 414 to 1427 code for a protein of 337 amino acids. Lineage: Eukaryota; Metazoa; Chordata; Mammalia; Carnivora; Ursidae. Gene Ontology annotation, cellular component: plasma membrane. Gene Ontology annotation, biological process: G protein-coupled receptor signaling pathway.